Molecule: messenger RNA, 1431 nt
Organism: Cladophialophora psammophila CBS 110553
Lineage: Eukaryota; Fungi; Ascomycota; Eurotiomycetes; Chaetothyriales; Herpotrichiellaceae
Product: serine hydroxymethyltransferase, cytosolic
Exons: 4
Coding region: 1-1431 (476 amino acids)
Biological process (GO): L-serine catabolic process; tetrahydrofolate interconversion; folic acid metabolic process
Cellular component (GO): cytoplasm
Molecular function (GO): zinc ion binding; pyridoxal phosphate binding; serine binding
Source: RefSeq, a predicted model, not a curated record
AUGGGUUCCGCAGCUACGGGCAGCUAUGCUCUCUCGCAGACUCAUCGAGAAAUGCUCGAGAAGCCACUGGUCGAGUCGGACCCGGAGAUCGCAGAGAUCAUGAAAAAGGAAAUCAAACGCCAGCGCGAGUCCAUCAUCCUGAUCGCCUCGGAGAACGUCACCUCGCGCGCCGUCUUCGACGCCCUUGGCUCCCCCAUGUCCAACAAGUACAGCGAGGGAUACCCGGGCGCUCGCUACUACGGCGGCAACCAGUUCAUCGACGCCAUCGAACUCACGUGCCAAAGCAGGGCCUUGAAGGCGUUCCACCUGGACCCCGAGAAGUGGGGUGUCAACGUGCAGUGCUUGAGCGGCAGUCCCGCGAACCUGCAGGUGUAUCAGGCGUUGAUGAGACCGCAUGAUCGAUUGAUGGGGUUGGACUUGCCGCAUGGCGGGCAUUUGAGUCAUGGAUAUCAGACGGCGCAGAGAAAGAUAUCCGCCGUCUCAACGUACUUCGAGACUUUCCCCUACCGAGUCAACCUCGAGACCGGCAUCAUUGACUAUGACCGCCUCGAAGAGAACGCCCUGAUGUACCGCCCCAAGUGCAUCGUCGCAGGAACCUCCGCAUACUGUCGCCUGAUCGACUACGCCCGCAUGAAACAAAUCGCAGACAAAGUUGGCGCGUAUCUGAUCGUGGACAUGGCACACAUCUCCGGAUUGAUCGCCGCAGGCGUGAUCCCGAGCCCUUUCGAAUACGCCGACGUGGUCACCACCACCACCCACAAAUCCCUCCGCGGCCCUAGGGGAGCAAUGAUCUUCUACCGCAAGGGCGUCCGCAGCACAGAUCCCAAGACUGGGAAACAAACCCUAUACGAUCUCGAGGGUCCCAUAAACUUCUCCGUCUUCCCUGGUCACCAGGGCGGACCGCACAACCACACAAUCACCGCACUGGCAGUUGCCCUGAAGCAAGCGGCGACUCCGGAGUUCCGUGCGUAUCAAGAGCAGGUGCUCAAGAACGCCAAAGCGCUGGAAACUGAGUUCAAGCACCUGGGGUACAAGCUUGUCGCAGAUGGGACGGAUUCACACAUGGUCCUUUUGGAUCUUCGACCUCAGUCCCUCGAUGGCGCGAGGGUCGAAGCCGUGCUGGAGCAGAUCAACAUCGCGUGCAACAAGAACAGUAUCCCCGGAGACAGGUCGGCUCUUACACCUUGUGGUAUCCGCAUCGGCACGCCCGCCAUGACAUCGCGUGGCUUUGGGGAAGAAGACUUUAAGAGGGUGGCGAGGUACAUCGAUACCAGUAUCAAGCUGUGCAAGAAGAUCCAGUCGGAGCUGCCCAAGGAGGCGAACAAGUUGAAGGACUUCAAGGAGAAAGUAAGCAGCGAGACCGUGGACGAGAUCUUGAAGUUGAGGGCCGAGAUUGCCGAAUGGGCAUCGAGUUUCCCCUUGCCGGUGUAA